Messenger RNA from Anthostomella pinea, 1224 nucleotides. The record is from the annotation of a GenBank genome assembly. Lineage: Eukaryota; Fungi; Ascomycota; Sordariomycetes; Xylariales; Xylariaceae.
AUGUUCUCCAAGGUCCUGUCCACCACGGCCGUGGUUCUAGCUGCCACCAACCUGGCCUCCGCCCAGACCUUCAGCUCAUGCAACCCCCUGGAGAAGACUGGCUGCCCUGACGAGCCUGCUGUGGGCAGGGAGAACACCAAGACCAUCGACUUCACCAAGGGCGAGAGCGACUUUUUUACAGCCGCCCAGGCAACCACCAUUGACUACACCACCGACGGCGCUGUCUUCACCAUCAACACUGAGACCGAGGCCCCCACUAUCCAGAGUUCCGACUACAUCUUCUUCGGCAAGAUUGACCUCACCGUCAUCGCUGCCAAGGGGCAGGGUGUCGUCACCAGCUUCGUUCUGCAGUCGGCCGACCUGGACGAGAUUGACUGGGAGUGGCUCGGCGGCGAUGUCACUCAGGUGCAGUCUAACUACUUUGGCAAGGGGAACACCACCACCUACGACCGAGGCGCAUACCACAGCGUCAACGCCCCCCAGACCGAGGAACACACCUACACCAUCGAUUGGACCAAGGACUAUGUCCACUGGUAUGUCGACGGCACCCAGGUCCGCGAGCUGCUGUACGCCGAUGCCGUGGAUGGCAAGAAUUUCCCCCAGACUCCCUGCCAGAUCAAGCUUGGUACCUGGGUCGCCGGCAGCUCCACUGCUGCCCCUGGCACCGUGGAGUGGGCUGGUGGUUUGACCGACUUCUCCCAGGCACCUUUCAAGGCUUACUACAAGUCCAUCACCAUCCAAGACUACAGCAAUAAUGUCGCCGGUGCCAAGAGCUACUCCUGGCCCGCUGGUUCCGACGGUUCGUACGGUAGCAUCGACGUCCUCACCACGGACGGCAAGACGAGCAGCAGUGAGGAGGUUAACUCCAUCACGACCAAGUCCAUCCCAACCUCGACUGCGUCUGGCCCAUCGUCAACUGGAAGCUCGGGUUCUUUGGAAUCUUCCUCGGACUCUUCCUCGGACGCUUCCUCCACCACCGCCACAGUGCCCACCACCAUGGUGACCGGCAUUACUCUGGCCACGGGCACCUCGAGUCCGGAUUCGGAAUCGGACUCUAACAACGCGGCCGCACAGACGGGAUCGUCGACUUCUAGUGGCUCGGUCUCCCAGAGCAGCAGCGGCUCAUCACCCACUUCCACGGUUGUCCAGGUGGCCGGUGCUCUGAAGACGGGCUUGAGCGGUGCCGUUCUGGGUGCUGGUCUCGCCGCAGCUCUUUUCCUGUAG